GGGAGAGGCGCUGAGUGAGGGCGGGUCUGCGCGUCAUCAGAGCCCUCCAGAGCCGGCGAGCUGCAGCCUGCAGACUUCUCCCGCACAGGGCUCGCGAAGAGCGUGCCCUGGGGCGCCUAGGACUUAACGCCCGGACCUACAAACCAGAGAGGACUCUCUUGCUCAGCCUUUUGGAAUAGCAGUUGGGGCCGGCAGCAUGAGCCCUGGAAGGCUCGGGGGCAGCCCCUGCCUUUUCCUCUUGCAGCUCUUCAGUCUCUGCUGGGUGCUCUCAGUGGCCCAGAGCAAGACAGUGCGAUACAGCACCUUCGAGGAAGACGCCCCUGGUACGGUUAUCGGGACCCUGGCGGAGGACCUGCAUAUGAAAGUGUCCGGAGACACAAGCUUCCGCCUGAUGAAGCAGUUCAACAGCUCGCUGAUCCGGGUGCGCGAGGGUGACGGGCAGCUGACCGUCGGGGACGCGGGCCUGGACCGCGAGCGGCUUUGCGGCCGGGCUCCACAGUGCGUGCUGCCCUUCGACGUGGUCAGCUUCUCCCAGGAGCAGUUUCGGCUGGUGCACGUGGAGGUGGAGGUGAGGGACGUCAACGACCAUGCGCCGCGCUUUCCCCGGGCCCAGAUCCCGGUGGAGGUGUCCGAGGGCGCGGCCGUGGGCACGCGCAUUCCCCUGGAGGUGCCUGUGGACGAGGACGUGGGCGCCAACGGGCUGCAGAGUGUGCGCCUGGCGGAGCCUCACAGCCCGUUCCGCGUGGAGCUGCAGACGCGCGCGGACGGCGCCCAGUGCGCCGACCUGGUGUUGCUGCAGGAGCUGGACCGGGAGAGCCAGGCCACCUACAGCCUGGAGCUGGUGGCUCAGGACGGCGGCCGCCCGCCGCGCUCCGCCACCGCUGCCCUCAGCGUGCGUGUGCUGGAUGCCAACGACCACAGCCCGGCCUUCCCGCAGGGCGCUGUAGCCGAGGUGGAGCUGGCGGAGGACGCGCCGGUGGGCUCUCUGCUUCUCGACCUGGACGCCGCCGACCCCGACGAGGGCCCCAACGGCGAAGUGGUGUUCUCCUUUGGCGCUCGAACCCCGCCCGAAGCGCGCCGCCUCUUCCGGCUCGACCCGCGCUCGGGCCGCCUCACCCUGGCCGGUCCCGUGGACUACGAGCGGCAGGACACCUACGAGCUGGACGUGCGGGCUCAGGAUCGCGGCCCGGGACCUCGCACCGCCACCUGCAAGGUCAUCGUGCGCAUCCGCGACGUCAACGACAACGCUCCCGACAUCGCCAUCACCCCGCUGGCAGCCCCGGGCGCGCCCGCCACAUCGCCCUUCGCCGCGGCUGCCGCCGCCGCUGCUCUCGGAGGGUCGGACACGACCUCGUCGGGGGGGUCUGGGAGUCCGGAGGCUGUCGCCACGUCGCUGGUUCCGGAAGGGGCGGCGCGAGAGAGCCUGGUGGCACUGGUUAGCACCUCGGACAGGGACUCGGGCGCCAACGGGCAGGUGCGCUGCGCCCUCUACGGGCACGAGCACUUUCGGCUGCAGCCGGCCUACGCUGGCAGCUACCUGGUGGUGACCGCGGCAUCUUUGGACCGCGAACGCAUCGCCGAGUACAACUUGACGCUGGUGGCAGAGGACCGCGGCGCGCCCCCGCUGCGCACCGUGCGACCCUACACGGUGCGCGUGGGCGACGAAAACGACAACGCGCCGCUUUUCACGCGGCCGGUCUACGAGGUGUCGGUGCGCGAGAACAACCCUCCCGGCGCCUACUUGGCCACCGUAGCCGCCCGAGACCCGGACCUGGGACGCAACGGCCAGGUCACCUACCGACUGCUAGAAGCCGAGGUGGGCCGAGCAGGGGGCGCAGUGUCCACCUACGUCUCGGUGGACCCGGCCACUGGGGCCAUAUAUGCUCUGCGCAGCUUCGACUAUGAGGCGCUGCGCCAGCUCGACGUGCGUAUCCAGGCGAGCGACGGCGGCUCCCCCCAGCUUUCCAGCAGCGCCCUGGUGCAAGUGCGGGUGCUGGACCAGAACGACCACGCGCCAGUCCUGGUGCACCCGGCGCCGGCCAACGGCUCCCUAGAAGUGGCAGUUCCCGGACGCACGUCCAGGGACUCAGCGGUGGCGCGUGUACAGGCCCGGGACGCGGACGAAGGCGCCAACGGGGAACUGGUCUUCGAUUUGCUGCAGCAGGAGCCGCGCGAAGCCUUCGCCAUCGACCGCCGCACGGGGGAGAUCGUGCUCACUGGGGACCUCUCGCAAGAGCUGCCCGGCCGCGUGUUCCGGGCGCUGCUGGUAGUUUCCGACGGCGGCCUCCCCCCUCUCUCUACUAGCGCCACCGUCAGCUUCGUAGUAACAGCAGGCGGAGAGCGCGGGCCGGAGGGGUCUGGCAGUGCUAGGGGCACGGAGCGCUCCCGCCCGCCCGGCUCUCGGCUCGGGGCAUCGGGGCCAGCGCUGCAGUGGGACACGCCGCUGAUCGUCAUCAUCGUGCUGGCCGGGAGUUGCACGCUGCUGCUCGCCGCCAUCAUCGCCAUCGCCACCACCUGCAACCGCCGCAAGAAGGAGGUGCGCAAAGGGGGGGCCCUCCGGGAAGAGCGGCCCGGGGCGGCGGGCGGCGGAUCCUCGGCUCCCGGCUCCCCGGAGGAGGCCGCCCGGGGAGCCGGGCCCAGGCCCAACAUGUUCGACGUCCUCACCUUCCCUGGCAGUGGCAAAGCGCCCUUUGGCAGCCCCGCGGCCGACGCGCCCCCACCCGCGGUCGCCGCGGCCGAAGUGCCGGGCUCGGAGGGCGGCAGCGCCACGGGGGAAAGCGCCUGUCACUUCGAGGGGCAGCAGCGGCUCCGCGGCGCGCACGCCGAGCCCUACGGUGUCUCCCCCGGCUUCGGGAAGGAGCCGGCGCCCCCUGUGGCCGUCUGGAAGGGGCACUCGUUCAACACCAUCUCCGGCCGAGAAGCGGAGAAGUUCAGCGGCAAAGACAGUGGCAAAGGGGAUAGUGAUUUCAACGACAGCGAUUCCGACAUCAGCGGGGAUGCUCUGAAAAAGGAUCUCAUCAACCACAUGCAGAGUGGACUGUGGGCGUGCACCGCGGAGUGUAAGAUCCUCGGCCACUCAGACCGAUGCUGGAGUCCCUCCUGCGGGGGGCCCAAUGCGCCUCCCCUGCCUCACCCACCAGCCCAGAUGUCCACCUUCUGUAAGAGCACGUCCCUGCCUCGGGAUCCCCUGCGAAGGGACAAUUACUACCAGGCCCAGCUGCCCAAGACAGUGGGGCUGCAGAGUGUCUAUGAGAAAGUGCUGCACAGGGACUAUGACAGGACAGUCACUCUCCUCUCCCCGCCCCGCCCGGGGAGGCUCCCAGACCUGCAGGAGAUCAGCGUCCCUCUCUACCAGUCCCCCCCUGGUAGGUACCUGUCCCCGAAGAAGGAGGCCAAUGAAAAUGUGUAAUCCCACGCUGCAUGUCUUCACACACAUACAGGCCAUUCUGAGAAGCCCCUAAGUUAAUUGACCGGUGUCAGUGUUGUAUAUAUAAAUAUGCAAGACGUGCCUUAAAAUGAAGUUGUUGGAAGCUGUUUCCAAUCACAUGAGUACUGUUUGGUAUUUGCAAACAAACGGAAAAAAGUAGUCAAUGUAACUUUUAUGAAAUGUGUGCAGUAUUUAAUUUUUCUUAUCAUGCUAUGGAUUUUAAGUUCACUUUCGGCUUGCCGUUUUCUUAGUGUUUUUAACCUGUACAUUGUGUAAUGUAAUGUUUGUAUAUAAUUAAAUUUUGUUCUAUUUUUAUAUACUAAAAGCUAAAGUGGACGUUAUUGCCAAAGGAACUGUCUGUAAGACAAAAAAAAAAAUAUGUUGGAAUUACUGAAUGGAAAUUUCUUUCAUCUGAAACAAUCUAGUGUUUGAGAAAUUUUGCCUUGCCAAGUAUAACUUGUAUAUCUUGAGUCUGUGGUAGAUUUCAAGUUCAAUGUUAUUUAAUUACAUUUGGAUUUCUGUAAACCAUGUCACUUAUAAGCACAGUAAUAAAGGAUUUGUCAUGUGUUUGAAGAAUCUGCUAAUUGCUUUUCAUGGAGUUACCUAUAGUCAGACAUCAACAGAUAAUUUGAGUACCAGAAUUAAGCCUUCUUUCAAGUUCUAUUUAUUUGAGCCAGUUCAAAUAAUUAAUGUUCAUGGCAAUAUUAAACCUCUGAGAGAUCAACUAUUGGGAAAUUUCACCAAGUUAUUAAAAAUACUUGUUUUUUUUUUAAAAAGUGUGUGCAUCUUCAUAUAUAUCAAGCACUCUAUAAAAUUCCUGCCCUAAUUUAUUCACUCAGUGAGUAUUUAUUAAGCAUCUACCAAAAAGCGGAGGAAGCUAAGUUAGGGUUGUUCAUUCAUUAAGUAAGCAAACAUCUGCAGAGUAUUACAAGCUGCCAUUAACUCCUCUAGGAGCUGGAGACCAAAGGCGAAGAAGACAUAGUCCCAGUGAGCUCUCAGCAUAUCAGGGAUACUGGUAUUAAAAAGACACCCAAGUUUAUGGGUGAAAUGGCAUGAUGCCAAAGAUUUGCUUUAAAAUAUUCCAGGAAAAGAAAAAACAGGAGGGGUGGGAAUAUGAAACGAUUGAUAAAACGUUUGUCAGUGCUGGUAUGGGUGCGUGUAGGAAGAUUCAUUAUUUCUAUCUCUCAAUUUAUGUGUUUAUAUCUGAUAGCGUAUAUAAUAGAAGGUUAAAUUAAAAAAAAAAAAACACUCUAGAGGUAUAAAGCCAUAUAAUAAACAGAAAAAAUUUUUACCCUUCCCUAAACUUCUGCAAUUUCUUUCUAGCCAAAUAUUUCUGUUUCAGGAAUACCUGCUCUUAACAAUGCAUUCUUUUCAUUUGCAAAUUAAAAUGGUGAUGAUAAUGAGAGCUAGCAUUUACUGAGUGAUCUUUGUGACUGGAGCUCCAUAAAAAGCACUCUGUAAGAAUUAAUUCAUUUCAUCCUCACAGCUACCCCCAUAAGAGGGGAAGUAUCAUCUCCAUUUUGCACCGGGAGGUUAGGUAAAGUGCCCAAAAUCAUAGUCAGGUGACUGUCCAGGGUGAAAUUCCAGGCCAGUUUAGGGCAGAAAAAUGAUGUAGUGAAAAAAGUUUGUUUUUCUUUUUCUUUUUUUAAUAAACAUGAAAGAGUUAGGUGAAAAAGUCCCAGUGCAUUGCCUUUACUGCCUGAUUAUUGUUUAGUCCUUUGUAUUUGUGAAGUGCCUGUGUUCCUUUAUUACUAAUUAUAGAGUGUGAGGCACCAAAAUGAAUAGAGAAGCCCUCCAAGCUGCCUGUUGAAGUCAUAAUUGAAACCAGUGGUGGCUCCAAGCUGAACAGCAGGGUAAGUGCACACAAGUGCUUCGCCACCCACCGCCUGUGCAAAGUUCAGUGGUUUCUUCAGGCAACCGAGCUGCGCAUGCGCCUGAGGAACUCAGCCUUUGCAGGCCUCAGGUCUUUAAAGAAACCUGUUCAUCCAGAGCCAUGAUGACUAGGCCCAAGAGGAGGGACUCCAGGGUAGUGGUGGUGGUGUUAGGUGCCCUUGAGUUUAUUUUGGACCCAUAGCGACCCCAUGUGAUGGAGUAGAGCUGCCCAGUAGGGUUUCCUAAUGUAACCUUUACGGAAGCAGAUGGCCAGGUCUUUCUCCCGGAAAAUGGCUGGGUGGGUUUGAACCACUAACCUUACAGUUAGCAGAUGAGCACUGAGCCAUUUGUGUCACCAGGGCUCCUUGAGCCAGUCGGGUAAGUGCAGAGCAGAAUAAAUAAUCCCGUGGGACAGCAGUGGGUUUUUGGCAGCCCAAAAGCCUCCAGUUUCUGACUGUGGUUUGCUUGCUUGUGUCCUUCAAAAGUACAAUGUUAUUGUCAUUAUUUAUUUUGUACUGUGUAAGCGAUUUCAUUAUUCCAAAAAAUUUGGUUUUCAAAACCUUUCAGACUUCACAGUGAUAUUUUUUUUCCCCCUUAGAGAAAUGACCAUUAAAAAUCUUGUUUUUACUUUGGAACUUUAAAAAAAUCAAACACAUUAUUCAGUCCUGAUAUAAAAAAAAAAAAAAAAUUUUAUGUGUUUGUUUAAACAAAAUGAAAAGAGAAGAAGGAGGAUCUUCUAAGAGACAGGAGAAAGGGCUCUCAGAGAAACAGGGCCUGUAUGAAAGGAGCCUUCUGCUUUUCUCUAGAAAUGUUUAAUCUCAAGCAUAUUUUUAUGAAAAUAAGUUGUUUUAUUACAUUUCCAGUUGCCAUUGAGUUGAUUUUGACUCAUGGUGACCUUAUGUGUGUCAGAGCAGAACUAUACUCCACAGGGUUUUCGGUGGCUGACUUUUUUAAAAAAAGGUUGCCAGGCCUUUCUUUUGAGGCAUCUCUGGAUGGACUCAAACCUUCAACCUUUCAGGUAGUAGCCAAGCACAUUAACCAUUUGCACUACCUAAACCAAACAAAAAACUCGUUGCUGUCGAGUCGAUUCCGAUUCAUAGCAACCCUAUGGAAACCCUGAUGGCGUAGUGGUUAAGAGCUCGGCUGCUAACCAAAAGUUCGGCAGUUCAAAUCCACCAGGCGCUCCUUGGAAACCCUAUGGGGCAGUUCUACUCUGUCCUAUAGGGUCACUAUGAGUUGCACUACCCAGGGACACCUUUAUUAAAUUAAAUGAGAUUAUAUAUAUGGAGAAUACUUAGCACAAUACCUGGCUUAUAGUAAGCACUCAGUAUGUCCUGUCAUCUUUUCUUGCCUUUCUUUGGAGACUGUCUCCACCACAGCUAGCAGGGAAGCCCCAACCACUAAGGAAGAUGAAGUAGACCCCGGAUGUCUGGCCUUGUUCUGACACUAAUUUGCCUUCUUUACCUCUUCCACUUUCAUCAUGUAGACCAGAGCCUUCUGAGUCAUCAAUACUCUACAAACAAGGAUGGCUAAAGGGAAUUAUCACAGGCAAACUCACCACCUCCUAGAGCAGUCAAUACUCUACAAACAAAUGAGGCUAAAGGGAACAUCACAGGCAAACCUGCAAGCACUAGAGGUUUAUGAUGGUGCCACAGAUGUCUCUCUGGAGGUGGAGGCCAGCAACCCUUGGGUACCUUCGCAGUGAUAGGUUAUGGGAGGGCCCUUGGGGAAGAGAGAAGUCACCUUGAGAGAGAAAGCUAAAGCCAGACUUUACCUCUUUCACAUUUUCGUCUCUGGCCCCAUUGACUUGGAUGUCCUAUGCUUCCUAUAAUAAAAUAUCCAUCAAGGAAACCA
Loxodonta africana (African savanna elephant) is the source of this 7153-nucleotide messenger RNA. Its product is annotated as protocadherin-8. The transcript is spliced from 3 exons. Gene Ontology annotation, molecular function: calcium ion binding. Lineage: Eukaryota; Metazoa; Chordata; Mammalia; Proboscidea; Elephantidae. The coding region runs from base 197 to 3409 and encodes 1070 amino acids. The record is from RefSeq and is a predicted model, not a curated record. Gene Ontology annotation, biological process: homophilic cell-cell adhesion. Gene Ontology annotation, cellular component: plasma membrane.